Molecule: messenger RNA, 993 nt
Organism: Trichogramma pretiosum
Lineage: Eukaryota; Metazoa; Arthropoda; Insecta; Hymenoptera; Trichogrammatidae
Product: TD and POZ domain-containing protein 4-like
Exons: 2
Coding region: 469-993 (174 amino acids)
Biological process (GO): regulation of proteolysis; proteasome-mediated ubiquitin-dependent protein catabolic process
Cellular component (GO): cytoplasm; nucleus
Molecular function (GO): ubiquitin protein ligase binding
Source: RefSeq, a predicted model, not a curated record
UGCAACAGUUGGCGCGAGUGCGAUAAACGUCCCAGACGAUUCGAGUGGUAGUUGAAUUGUAUUGAGAUUUUUCUCGAAGUGUAUUAUGUCGCUCUACAAUGCAGUUGGGUAUAUGCAAUUCAAUAAAGAGCAUAAUACUUUUACGUGGAAAAUAAGCAAUUACAAAAGUAUUUCGAAAAAAGGAAUCAUAAAUUCUCCCAUAUUUUAUGUCAAUACGGAUGACAAACGAAUGUUUCAAUUGCAGCUCGGCAAACAAAAAGCUCUUCAUCCUGUGUACAUAAGUAGAAAGUAUUUGUUAAUAUUCGUCGGAAAUUCGAGUCAAGAAUUGGUCAAAAUACAUUCUCUAAGAAUUAUAACGCAAAAGUGGUUUUCGAUAUUGGCUCAUCAGAUUUUCGUAAAUUUAUUUCAUCCGAUGGUACUUUAGGUUUUUGCUGUGAAUUAUCAGUCACCACGGGAGAUCAAUUGAAUAUGAAUAAAGUGAUGGUACCAAAUUUAAAAUUCGACUGGGUGUUUUUGGAUGAAAAUUUGAGUGAUAUCAAACUGCGGACUGCGUCUGGGAAGGAAAUUCCUGCACAUAAACUCAUGCUAGCAACUGCCAGUCCAGUGUUCAAAGCAAUGUUUACCCUCGAUAUGUUGGAGAAGAAAAGUCAAUCGGUAAACAUGAUCGAUAUCAGUUAUGAAGCUGCGAUUGAGAUGCUACGAUACAUCUACACGGGUAGCAUUGAAAAUGGUGAAUAUUCAUUGGCUAUUGAACUUUUGCUGGCCGGUGACAAGUAUCAGCUCGAAGGGUUGAAAAAUAAGUGCGAGAAAAUAUUGAGCUUGGAGCUAUCCUCGGAAAAUGCUGUAGAUAUUUUGAAAGUUGCCGAUAAAUGUAACAUGUCGAGUUUGAAAAAAAAUGCAGUCGAUUUUAUCAAACAGUACAUGAGCGUAUCUUCCGACUCUAAUGAUGUAGGUAAUAUGAUCCUCAGCAUGGAACGACUUUUUGCUAAAUAA